Saprolegnia diclina VS20 is the source of this 4497-nucleotide messenger RNA. RefSeq lists its product as hypothetical. Bases 1 to 4497 code for a protein of 1498 amino acids. Lineage: Eukaryota; Oomycota; Saprolegniomycetes; Saprolegniales; Saprolegniaceae. The transcript has 7 exons. The record is from RefSeq and is a predicted model, not a curated record. Gene Ontology annotation, biological process: cyclic nucleotide biosynthetic process; intracellular signal transduction.
AUGGAGGCGCGGGCGACGAGGAUAACACGGGACGAGAAGAAGGAGAUCGACGUGCUCUCCCGCUACGUGCCUCGCAUCGUGCUCUCCAACUACAUUGCAACGCGCGCCAAGCUUGAAGCGCCGGCGCUGAAAUCGUUCACCGCGGUCGUCGCCCUCUUUGAUAUUUCGGGCUUCUCCACGCUCGCCGACCGCCUCGCACGGGAAGAGACCCACCGAAUGCCCGUGCCGACGGGCACGGAGGCUAAGAUGCGCACGAGCGUGAGUGGGAAGCUCGACAUCUCCCGGUCGGCGAGCCAUCGGCGUGUGAGCACCGCGUCCGACAAGGUCGCGCUGCGCUCCGGCCUCCACGACGUUGAUGACGCCGCACCGUCGACAGACAAGCGCGGCAGCAUUGUUGGCGAUAAGACGAGUUUUGCCGAGCGGCACAGCUCGACGGGUGACGCGUCGGCCAAGAAAAGCAUGCCGGCGCGGACGGGCAUGGCGGUCGAGCAACUCACGCGGCUUCUCAACCAAACACUCGCCCCCGUGAUUGAAAUCAUCACCGAGCACAACGGUGACAUCAUCAAAUUUGCCGGCGAUGCGAUGAUCGUCAUGUGGGAGACCGAGUCGUCGGAACAAAGUUCCAGUGACGGUACACCACCCGUUGUCGUCGACCACGGGCAGCUCGUGCACACGGCGAUACUGUGUGCGCUCAAAGUCCUUGGCAUGCUGCGGGGUCAACCGGCGGGAAGCCACCGGCUCGGUAUGCACGUAGGUAUGGGCCUCAGCACCGUCACGGGGAAUCACGUCGGUGGGCUUUUGAAUCGGUGGGAGUUUUACGUGGCGGGCCACGCUAACCAGCAAAUGUCCAUGGCCGAACACGAUGCGGGCGAAGGCGAGCUCGUGGUCUCGUCCGAAUGCUACCACACACUGCUAGCGUCUGCCGCGAUUCAAAAUCUUGAGCUGCAAUCGACGCUGCUACUCACGGGCAACUACCGCAUUGAUAACCUCGAGAGCAGCUCGCCGCGCGUGUAUCCAACGCCGCCGUUGGAGCUCUCGGGGGACCUCAUCCCGCUCAUCAAGUCGUACGUGCCGGGUUGCAUCUCGCUCUCGCUUGGGAAAGGCAAGCUCGUGAUCAACGGCAUGCGCUCGAUCACAGCGAUCUUCAUCAAGUUCAGCGAGAUCUUGACAAUCACGGACCCGCAAGCGCAGCUCUUGGAGGUGCACCGCUGCCUCUGCGCCGUGCAAGACGCCGCCUACCGUGUGCACGCUACGAUUCGGCAAUUCCUCAUUGAUGACAAGGGCGCCGUCGCCAUCGUCAUUGUCGGACUACCCCCGUUCUACCACGAAAACAACGCUCUCCAUGGCAUUCGCAUGGCACUGUACCUUCAGGAAAAAGGCGUCAAAGCCUGCAUUGGCAUCACGUCCGGGCCAGCCUUUUGCGGCAGCAUUGGCAGUGCAGUGCGAGCCGAGUAUGCCGUCGUGGGCGACACGAUCAACCUCUCGGCGCGGCUCAUGUCGUUGGCGUCGCCGGGCCAAAUCCUCUGCGACGAAGCGACGCAGUCGGCGACAGCAACGCUCUUUGAGUUUGGCCAAGGGUCGCAGGUGCUCGUCAAGGGUAAAGGCACGACGAUCGCCGUCUUUCGCGUCUUCCGAGAUGCGACUACCGACAACAAGGCGCACCCGCUCGACCACGAAGAGAUCUUCUUGUCGCCCGACAUUUACGACAACGUCAUCAAGCGCAUUCAAGGCUUUGCGGCUCGGUUUCAGUCGACCGACUCGCUACAACUGUCGUCGGGACAAAUCCUUGACCCGCUGCAGAAGCAGCUCAUUUUACUUCGGGGGCCCACCGGUGUCGGCAAGUCAUGCCUCUUGCGCCAUUUGAACAAAGUCCACCCCAAUGUCGUCUACGCUGCCGGGGACUCGGUCGAGAAGAACACACCGUUGUACAUUUGGAAGAAGCUCAUGAGCACCAUCAUCUGCGGCACGCACCGUGUCAAGGCCCACGGCGUUCAAGAGUCGGACGCUGGAUUCGUCGUCCUCGGGCGUCGGCUCUCGGUGCUCGAUCACAACAACGCUGCUCGCCCCGACCGAUCACCGAAUGGCAGCGGCCGGGCGCUCGCACCAGCCAGUAGCACGCGGACCUUGACGUUAAACACACUCACUCGUGGUGUGUCGUGGCGGACCAACUCCAUAGCACCGACGGCAGUCAGUCGCGCAACUGAUGUCAUUGUUGUCAACACGGACAAAGCGCGGUUGCCGGGUACCGUCGCGGGCAAGAACGACGGCGCCAACGACGACGAAGAAGACGACGACGAGGACGACGACGAGGACGACGACGACGUCGAUCGGUCGCGCGUCGAGUCACUCGUCUCGUCUGUGCGCAUCGACCAAUCCGUCGCGCUCGGCAGCGGCCUGGCGUUCGUCAACUCGAUCGUGCAGUCGGGGAAGCUCUCGCCCGAGCUGCUGCCAUUGCUCAACUUUUUUAUUCCGCACUGCUUUCCCGAGAACAACUAUACCCUCGCGCUUGCCGCGAACAAGGACGCGCUGCUCAAGGAGCUUAUCGUGAUGGUCGUCGCGAUCCUCCAGCAAGCGUCGAUGAGUCGCCCGCUUCUCUUUGUCGUCGACGACGCGCAGUGGGUCGACGGGCAAAGUUGGGACCUCCUCGCGACCGCCGUGACCGUCUCGAGCCACAUCUCGGUGGUGGUGGCGCACCGCACGGACGCAACGCCGACCCACGACGCGUUCAAGAAGCUCGAGAUUGCGCCCGUGACCUUCCGAUGGGAGCUGAGCAAUUUGAGUCUUCGAGACACGUCGCUCUUUCUCAGUCAUCGGUACGGCAUCGCCAUCAUGAACUCGUACUUGCUCGAGUUUGUGCACAGCCGCGCGCACGGCAACCCGCGGGACACGAUCACACUCAUGGAGCGGCUCCUCGAAGUCGAAGCCAUCGAGAUUGACGUCACGCGCGGCGUCUGCCACGUUCACAAGGACAUCCACGACGUCGACAUGGAGGUGUCGGUGCAAACGCGCGCCAAAGUCACGUACCACUACGACUCGCUCUCGAUGAUCUCGCAGCUCGCCUUGCGCAUUGCCAGCGUCGGCCUCGAGUACGUUUCGCUCGACUGCCUCUCGUUUGUGCUACGAAAGGUGUUCGAUUUGGAGGCCGACAGCAGUUUUGCGCCAAAGGCGUCCUGUGACGGCAGCGCCGAUGGCGGCUCGACGCGGUUGCUUGCGCAAACCGUGACGCUGCAAGCGCUCAACGGCCUCGGUCCGCUCGAACUUGCCGGUAUCCUCAAGCUCGACAAGCACAACGAGACGAUCGAGUUUACGUCGUCCGAAGCCCGCGCCGUCGUUUACAACGUCAUGCUGCCGUCGCAGCGCGAGGUCAUCCACAAGGUGUUUGCCAACUGGUUCGAAUGCGAAGUGCCCAGCCACCGCCUACCGCGCUUCCAGUACUACAACCACCUCGCGUACCAUCAGUCGCGCUGCCGCAUGUAUACGGAUGCAAUGGACUACUACUGCCGCGGUGCCGAAGAAGCCCUCUUGCGCGGCGUCUCAGACUUUGCCCUUACAUGUCUCACGGCCGCCGGUGACGUCCUGGCGCUGACCGACACGGCGGCAGCGGGGUCGGCGCUCAGCGGGUCGAGUGGCCGGCAGUCGGCGUUGGCCAGCGCGAGCGACCGGUACUCGGCGCUACUUCUGUCGCGUGGGCCGUCGCUUCAGCAGUCGUCGAACGACGAAGCCAUCACGUUGCAUCAGUGCAAGAUCGAGUACCUCACGGGGCUUGUCAUGAUUCAAAAGUCCGAGUGGACAGCCGCGAUCGAGCACUUUCAGGUGACGGUCGCCAUCUACGAGCACCUUCUUAGUGGUCGGCCCAAGAAGACCAAGUGGCGCGUGCCGGCCUUUCUGCAGCAACUGCAUUUCCCGCGCUUGUCCAAGUUGCCGUUUCGGUCGUCGCACGUCGUGCCCUUCAAGCAGCGCCCGACGCCGCCCAAGACGCCGCUCGCCGACCAAGUCGAGUCGUACGUCCGCGUGGCUAAAGCCCUUGCGGCGCAGAUAAUGGCCGCCGAAGCCGCGCGUGAAAAGGCCAGCAACGCGAUUCGGCUCCUCGGGCUUCGAAGCAUCUUUAGCGCCAAGCCACCCUCCGGCACGUCGUCCGAGGCCACGUUUGUGGCCUUCCUACCGGGGCGGAAACCCCGGCGCAAGCUGUCGGGCGCCCACCGAACCAACGCCAAUGGGACAGCGUCGACGGAAGCAUCCUCCCGACGCAGGCUGCCAGUCAAGCUUCUGUCGCAGUCGCGGCUGUUUUCAUCCAAGCGCGGGCUCCUCGCGCCGACGGUCGUGUCACCGACGGACGACCGGGGCUCAACCAAACUCUUGUCACCCAUGGUACCACCUCGUGACGAGACGCCGACGGACCGACGCUACGAGUCGACCAAGGUCGCGCUGCCUACCGCCAGUGACGUCAACGGGGCAUGGACACCGCUGCUACCGAUAGAGCCGGAAGCACCCGUGUAG